Molecule: messenger RNA, 2725 nt
Organism: Girardinichthys multiradiatus
Lineage: Eukaryota; Metazoa; Chordata; Actinopteri; Cyprinodontiformes; Goodeidae
Gene: tulp3
Product: TUB like protein 3
Exons: 12
Coding region: 96-1550 (484 amino acids)
Biological process (GO): protein localization to cilium
Cellular component (GO): cilium
Source: RefSeq, a predicted model, not a curated record
AACUAAGGACAGAGUAACUGUGCUCUCGACAACGGCAUCCAAGAAAAAAAGUGCAGUCGCUCCUGAUGGUCUUCCCUUAGCAACCGUGGACAAACAUGAGUUACUACAGCAUAAGACCUUCAAGCUCUGCCAGCUUCUCCUCAAACUUAACAUCAAGUGGCAUUGAAGAUGACUGCGGCAGUUUAAUGCAACAGAAGCUGGAAAGACAGAGGGCGCUGCUGGAGCAGAAGCAGCGACGGAAACGUCAUGAGCCCAUGAUGGUGCAGCCCAACACUGAGACUCGGCCCCGCCGCUACAGGACGCAGCGUGGAGAGGAGCAGGACCCACUGGUGGAGUCCCAACUCAGUGUCAAUAACGACGUCAUUAUUGAUGGCAUUGAUGGACCGGCAGCUUUCACUGGUUCAGAAGCCCCUGAUCUGGAAACGAAAAUUAAAGUUCGGUCAGUGAGCCAGGCCCCGUCUCCUCAGCCCCAUCAUCAGCCUCCACCUCAGCCCGAGUCUCCUGCAGCCGAAGAAACAGAAAGAGACAGAGAUACUGAGACUCUGCUAGAACCCAAGACAGACAUCCAUGAGCUGCUACAGAAGGAAGGUCUGUGUGGAAGUAUGAACUUUGAUGAAGCCAGCGAGCACGAAGAAGAUGCAGAUGAGGAACGGAUAUGUUCUCUGUCCUCUCCCACCGAUGUUCCCCGACCUGCCUCAGCUUCUAGUGGCAAAAACAUUCCUGAGCCAGUAAACCCUGGAUCACCUUCUGCAGAGAGCUUCCUUGCAGAUGCUGCCAACCUAGAGGAGUUUGUACUGCGCCCUGCACCUCGUGGCAUCACAAUUAAAUGCAGGAUUACCCGGGACAAGAAGGGUAUGGACCGUGGCCUCUACCCCACCUACUUCAUGCACAUGGAGCGAGAUGAUGGAAGAAAGGUGUUUUUGUUGGCUGGAAGAAAGAGAAAGAAGAGCAAAACAUCAAACUACCUCAUUUCAGUGGAUGCCACAGAUCUGUCACGAGACGGAGAGAGUUUCAUUGGUAAACUGAGGUCCAACUAUACGGGUACCAAAUUUACAGUGUACGACAACGGCACCAAUCCCUGCAAAAACCUCGGGACGCUGCUGGAAGAAAGCAACACACGACAGGAGCUGGCUGCAAUCUGCUAUGAUACCAACCUGCUGGGAUUCAAGGGACCACGUAAAAUGACUGUUGUUCUCCCAGGGAUGAACAUGAACUUUGAGCGAAUCCCUGUAAGGCCUCAAAAUGAACAGGAGAGCCUGGUGGGCAGGUUGCAGAGCAAUGUGAUGGAAAACCUGAUUGAGCUGCACAACAAGGCCCCUGUUUGGAACGACGACACCCAGUCUUACGUGUUAAACUUUCACGGCCGGGUGACACAAGCCUCAGUGAAGAACUUCCAGAUAGUUCACGACAACGACCCUGACUACAUCGUCAUGCAGUUUGGAAGAGUCGCCGAAGACAUCUUCACCCUCGACUACAACUAUCCUAUGUGUGCUCUUCAAGCCUUUGCCAUUGGGCUGUCGAGCUUCGACAACAAGCUGGCCUGUGAGUAACGGGAGGGUGUACUGCAAGAGAGCCACUCGUCCUUCAGCUUCUACCAUGUUUUACUUUUGUUCUUUUUCAAAAUGUUGUAAUAUAGCUUAACAUGGGUAGUUUAAUAUGUUUUGAACCAUCUAUGUGCAGCGGCUGUUUAUAUGUGAAAAAAGCAACAAAAAAAACCAACAAAUGUACUGGUUAAAAGGGAAAAGAAACUCAUUUUAUCUUGUGAGGCACCACGUACGAGAGCUGAUGUCAUAGUUUUGAGCUCCUGUAUUCUGUUACUUCCGGUUCUGUUGUAUUCUAUUUAACCCAGUUUCGAUCUUUUGUUUAGCAUAAACAGCAUAAAUUACUUUUUCUCUGGCGCCAUCUGCAGGCAAAAACCUUUGCCUUCUAUUUAAAGCGUUUUUAAUGGAGGAUGGGGUCAAUUAAUUUUUUGCUUCCAAAUUCAAACAUAUACUUAUUACAACCAAUUUUAAUCUCUCUUUAUGUGUGGCACCUUCCCUCUCAGUUGUCCUUGUGCCUAAGGAGCAUUUUAAGCAGACCUUUUGUGCAUGUCUUCAUACGUUUUUUUAAAAGGCCUUUUGUGGAUGUUUUUUUUGUGACUUACAUGUUACUGUCUUUUGAUUUUAAAUUACACAAAAAAUAUAAAUGCAAAAUUGCACAUUUUAAGACAAACAAGAGACAGCAAUCGUUAUUUUUGGACUGCUUUACAUCUUUUAACCAGUAUAGAAUAUAAAGGUUAUUGAGACGAUCCUUUUUUUUUUAUUAUUAUUUUGGUGUUGAAGUUAAAACACUAGUGAUCUUUUAUGUUUGUGAACAAAUGCACAAAUUGUGGUGUUGUUUUUUCUAAUCUUAUAUAGGUAUUAUUUGGUUGAGCCAAACAAGUUCUUUUUUCUGUUCAUGAUAAUCAGCUGUGUUGAUACCUCAUUUCAAGGUUAGGUGAAGCCUACAGUUCCUGUCAGAGGUUUACAUGCCGUCCUCAUAGAAUAGAUAAACAACAUACAGGAACACAAGUUUAAAUUUAUUGAAAACCUUUGUCUAAUCUGUAAAUAUGGUCAAAGUUACACAUACAAGCCUAAAUGUAUACAUACACCGCUACUAAUAUUUGUUUGAAUGGGCUUUAUCAUGAUGACCCCAUAUGUUUUGCACUCAUCAACAAGCACUAUAUAAAUAAACUUACCUUACCUUA